ACAUACCGGCUCGCGGAGGGAAAUACAGCAACAAGGAACUCGAGAAAAGCGUCAAUCACGCGUGCUAAUCUUGAUAGCAAAAGCGUGUGUAGCAGAUUACAGGAUUUUAGGAUGCCGUACGUUGUGUUGAAAAAGAAGAAACUUGAUCUUGUGGAGGGCCAGGAAGAUGUGAUGGUGGUACCAGAUAUCUGGGUUCAGGAAAACCGAGAGCAUAAGGAGGCCUUUGUUUUUUUACCUGUGGCAGACUGCGAUACGGUAAAAACGUACUUGGAAAAACAGAUCACGCCGUUGCAGGGAUGGGAGAAACAUGAAUGCGACAUACUGUGUAGAGGAAUUCCCAACUUAAUAGCAGCCUAUAAAACUAUCGAUAAGCUGCAGAAUGUUGGAAGCGUGAAUGUCUUUUUGGAAGAAUACCGUAUUCCUCGCCCGAAGCGUCUGAAACCGGCGGAGAACGUUGUGGAAGAAGAUGAGCAAAGGGUAUUCCCAAUCUUUAAAGCGGGCCAAGAAAGCGAGGAUCCUUUUGGAGCUAUAAUACCACCUUUAGAAUUGUCGUUAGUAUCGGACUCGGAAGAUGUGCCAUUCGAUGAGAUAGACGCUGCUGUAACCUCACGGGAAAAUGUAGCUGAACCGAUUGCUCCAAGUACGAGCAACACAUUGCACCAAACGGAGCAAAGGAACGAUGCGCUCGUUGCUAAUUUGACCGUAACUCCAGAUUCGAGUCGUAAUAUUGAGACUCGUUCUUCUAACACAACUUCGUUCCAACCUUGUAGAUCUUCCAACAAAUGCAGCAGAUCAUCAAACAAAAGGGUUUUUAGUGUUGCUCGACGGAAUGACGAAGCUGCGUCGAGUGAUGAUGAUGCACCAAGUAACGGCAGUACACCGUGUGAUGAUGAUGCAGCGAGUUGGUAUUCUUACACAAACGUGCGAUCGAAAAGAGUUAGAUCCACCUGCUCAUUCACCAAGCCACCGGAAGAUGGUGAACAGAUUGCAGGGUUGUUUGAUCUGAUGUAUGAACUGAAGAGUAUGAUGAGUAGCAAUCAGGAAGAGAUGAAGAAACAUAUACGUGAAAGUUUUGCUCAAAUGUAUAAACACAUGGCGAAACUGAUCAAACAAAAUAUUCAACUACAAAUGCAACAACUCGUACCUAGGGCGUCGAACAACAGACCACAGGUGAUAAGUAAACCUGGUUUGAAUGUAAUAACAUUCCCAAAGCUUAUGGUAAUAGAAGAUGUGAAACGCUUCGAUGAGCAGCUACUAGAUGCAGAAUUUCGAAAGCGUAUUCAUAACCUGAUAGAUAACGCCCUUAAAAAUGAGACCGAUCAAAUGACACGCCUGAAAAUAGCGCUGUAUCUAAUAUUCGAUCGGCCGCUCUUUGAUCGGUUCAAUUGGGGAGGAGGAAUUGAAAAAAUUGCGUUGGAAAAAUACAAAAAUGUUAUCGAAUUAUUAGAAUACAGCGGGACCACACCUAAGCGUCGUAUGACUACAUUGAAAGUGGUACAGUUUAUUCAGUCCGAAUUUGCUAAUACUCAAAGGUUGAAAUGUGAUACAGCAGUUUCAGCAGUUACACCUACAACAGCUACAACGCCUGCAAUAGCGACAAUACCUACAGUUGCUGCAACACCUACAAUAGUCACAAUACCUACAACAGCGGCAACACCUACAAUAGUUACAAUACCUGCAACAGCUACGACUGCGGUAACUGCAACAAUGAAGCAAGUAGACCCUACGCUCGAUGAAGCUGUAAAUUUGUUGGAAAACCUGCGCAAAGCUACACCCAGCUUGCAUGUGGAGGUGAGAAAAAUCGAGGCAAAAACCCCAAUUGCAACAACUGCACCGGUCGCAAUAGUUGAGGCACCAAACGACACCGAAAAUACGCGUCUUUCGUCCGAAGCACGCCGUGAGUGGAAAGCUCGUGCUGCCAAUAACUUAGCGAAUGAAAGCAAGUGUAUAACAUCCGCGAAGGUAUUGGACAGUUUUGAGAACCGAUUAAACGACACAAAAAUGCGGCAGCUAGUUCACAAAUGGAUUGAUAAAAUUCUUAAGCAUGAGAAGAAUGUUGAAAAACGCUUGCUAAAACUGUUUAACCGGUUGAUCGAUAUCAAAGUAUUGGAAAACUUUUACUGGAUGGAAAGAAAAGGCGAUUAUCGACCUUUGUCGGAGUACACCAACUUCAUACAACUGUUUGUGUACGCUAGCAACGGUAGAAGGGCAUCAGCACCGCCGACGCCAUUAAUGCGGGAAAAUGUGAAUAAAUUCCUCGACAAACAGCUAACCUACGCUGAUUGGCGCAUGAAGGAAACCAAUCUCCCAGUACCAAGUACUUCCGUGUCUAAAUUUUAACAUGCUCAAAGCAUUAGGGACAA
Anopheles moucheti is the source of this 2363-nucleotide messenger RNA. RefSeq lists its product as uncharacterized. The transcript has 2 exons. Bases 112 to 2340 code for a protein of 742 amino acids. The record is from RefSeq and is a predicted model, not a curated record. Lineage: Eukaryota; Metazoa; Arthropoda; Insecta; Diptera; Culicidae.